CGUGGGAAUCAUUUCUUACUUAAGCUUUGCAAGAAUGUUCUAAGCUUUGAGGCUGGCUCGCCCUUUUAUUUGGCAUAUAAAACCUGAACUGGGUUCUAUCAUGUGUUUUUGUCUGUGCUCAAGAUUUAUUUUUUGUUCCCUUUUUCAUGAAGGUGGCUGAUAUCUGGAAACAAUUCCGGUUUGAGCUAGCUGAGGAAUCAAUUAAUUAAUUGAAACCAGUCCAGGUCAUGGAUGUUUCAUUGAUAAGCAGGCUAGCUUCCUUCAGAAGGCUACGGCUAUUUGUUUUUACUGUGUUGGUGGCUGUGGAUGCUGGUGAUACCAGUGUUUCAGUCCCGAGACCAGGAACUGUGAAUAUAGGAGUUCUGUUUACAAUGGAUUCUGUGAUUGGAAGAGCAGCAAAGCCAGCACUUCAAGCUGCAACUGAUGAUGUUAAUUCUGAUUCAAGCAUUCUUAAAGGAGUGAAAUUGAACCUAAUUUUACAUGAUACAAAUUGCAGCGGAUUUUUGGGAACCGUUGAAGCUUUGCAGCUGAUGGAAAAUGAUGUGGUUGCUGUAAUUGGGCCUCAAUCAUCUGGGAUAGCUCAUGUCAUCUCCCAUGUUGUUAAUGAACUUCAUGUGCCACUUCUGUCAUUUGCAGCAACAGACCCCGCACUUUCUUCACUGCAGUACACCUAUUUCCUCCGCACCACACCGAGCGAUUAUUUCCAGAUGUAUGCGAUCGCUGAUAUGGUUGACUACUACGGAUGGAGAGAGGUAAUAGCUAUCUAUGUAGAUGAUGAUUAUGGCAGAAAUGGAAUUUCUGUGUUGGGUGAUGCAUUGGCAAAGAAGCGUGCAAAGAUUUCUUACAACGCUCCUUUCACUCCUGGAGCCACCAGAAGUGACAUAAAUGAUCUGUUAGUUGGAGUAAGCCAGAUGGAAUCGCGUGUUUAUGUUGUGCAUGUUAAUCCUGACUCUGGUUUGACAGUCUUUUCGGUUGCUGAAGUCCUCGGAAUGAUGACCAGUAGCUAUGUCUGGAUUGCUACAGAUUGGCUUCCUUCUCUUAUUGAUUCAAUGGAACCAGUUGAUACUGACACUAUGAACCUCAUACAAGGGGUGAUUGCUCUUCGCCAUCACACCCCAGAUUCAACUGGAAAAAGGAAUUUCAUGGCUAGGUGGAAUACUUUAAAGUAUAAAGCGAGAUUUGGGCAUUCUGGCUUCAAUUCUUAUGCACUUUAUGCUUAUGAUUCUGUUUGGUUAGCUGCCCAUGCUCUUGAAGUUUUUUUCAAUGAAGGUGGAAUUGUCUCCUUUUCUAGUGAUCUGAGGUUGCAUGACACAAAUGGAAGCACACUGCACUUGGCAUCACUUCGUGUUUUUGAUGGAGGCGCCCAGUUUCUCCAGACUCUUAAUCGGAUAAACUUUGUAGGACUAAGUGGUCAGAUCCAAUUUGAUCCAGAUAGAAAUUUAGUUCAUCCUGCAUUUGAUGUGGUUAAUUUUGUUGGAACAGGGGUCCGCACGGUUGGUUUUUGGUCAAAUUAUUCUCAUCUUUCUGUUGUUGCCCCAGAGAUAUUAUAUACGAAGCCUCCCAAUACUUCUACCAGCAAUCAAAAACUCCACGAUGUAAUAUGGCCUGGUGAAAUCACAAAAAGACCACGAGGUUGGGUUUUCCCCAACAAUGGAAAAACACUGCAAAUUGCUGUCCCUAACCGUGUAAGCUACAAAGCAUUUGUGGCUGAAGACAAAAGUCCUCCAGGGGUGAAAGGUUACUGCAUAGAUGUCUUUGAAGCUGCAGUUAAUCUACUAUCUUAUCCCGUCCCACGCUCAUAUGUAUUAUUUGGAGAUGGCAAAAGAAAUCCCGUCUACAAUGAUCUGGUGAAUCAGGUUGCCCAGAAUAACUAUGAUGCAGCAGUUGGAGAUGUAACAAUUAUUACAAAUAGAACAAGGAUUGUGGAUUUCACACAGCCUUACAUGGAGUCGGGACUUGUUGUGGUUGUACCUGUCAAGGAGGAAAAGUCUAGUCCUUGGGCUUUCCUCCAGCCAUUUACUUGGCAAAUGUGGGGUGUUACUGGUGCCUUCUUUCUUUUCGUGGGAGCUGUUGUUUGGAUUCUUGAGCAUCGGCUCAACCAUGAAUUCCGUGGUACUCCAAGGCAGCAACUUAUGACAAUAUGUUGGUUCAGUUUCUCAACAAUGUUUUUUUCUCACAGAGAGAACACUGUCAGCACCCUGGGAAGGAUGGUGCUGAUCAUAUGGUUGUUUGUAGUUUUGAUUAUCAAUUCGAGCUAUACAGCUAGUUUGACAUCGAUCCUCACAGUGCAGCAGUUCACAUCGCGGAUUCAAGGAAUUGACAGUUUGAUCUCAAGUUCUGAACCAAUUGGAGUUCAGGAUGGAUCAUUUGCCUGGAACUAUUUGGUUAAUGAGCUCAACAUCGCUCAAUCUAGGCUUGUUAAUUUGAAAAGCCAGGAAGAAUAUGCUACUGCAUUUCGUCUAGGACCGAAUGGUGGUGGGGUGGCUGCUAUUGUCGAUGAGCUGCCUUACAUUGAACUUUUCUUGGCCAACGCCAAUUGUGGAUAUAGGACUGUAGGGCGGGAGUUUACAAAAAGCGGAUGGGGAUUUGCAUUUCAAAGGGAUUCUCCUCUUGCAGUUGACUUGUCAACUGCCAUCCUUCAACUCUCAGAGAGCGGUGAACUCCAAAAAAUCCAUGAUAAGUGGUUAUCACAUGGUGAUUGUUCUAUAACGGACCAAAUUGAUGCAAACCGCCUCUCGCUAAAGAGUUUCUGGGGAUUGUUCCUCAUAUGUGGUAUUGCAUGCUUGCUUGCUCUUAUUAUGUUCUUCUAUAGGGUAUUUUGUCAGUUCCGCAGAUUUUCUCCUGACGUUGAGACGACACAAGGGGAGGAGAUUGAGCAGGGUAGGAUUAGGCGUCCAAUCGGCUCAACUAGCUUCAAGAACCUGAUGAAUUUUGUAGAUAGGAAAGAAGCAGAGAUUAAGGAGAUACUUAAACGGAAGAGUAGCGAUAGCAAACGACAUGCCAGCCCAAGCACAGACGGGCAACCCCAUUUGCCAUCUUGAAUAAAGUUUGCCUCUUGAUCUGGUGAAGUUUCAAAUUAUGCUCCAUUUGAUUAGUAUAUAAAACGAAUACAAAUUCAUACAUACUAGCAUACACAAUUCCCUUCCCUGCAUAACACAAGUAGGCUGAUUGAUAUUAGAGUUAGAUAGCUAUGGUGUACCGUUUUCUUCUCGAAAACAGUGAGGUUUUUAAGAUGUGCAUAGAGGAUCUUCUAUUUUAAUCUUCUUCAAAACUUGACGGAUUUUUGUAUAACUAGCUGUUUAGUACUAUUCUAUUUCAACCUUUCUCAAGUGCAUGCCUAGCAUGAUGGAUUUAGCAAA
This is a messenger RNA of Tripterygium wilfordii, 3359 nucleotides long. Its product is annotated as glutamate receptor 3.4-like. Gene Ontology annotation, cellular component: plasma membrane. The coding region runs from base 228 to 3041 and encodes 937 amino acids. NCBI's taxonomy places the organism in Eukaryota, Viridiplantae, Streptophyta, Magnoliopsida, Celastrales, Celastraceae. Gene Ontology annotation, biological process: G protein-coupled receptor signaling pathway. Gene Ontology annotation, molecular function: glutamate-gated receptor activity; G protein-coupled receptor activity. The record is from RefSeq and is a predicted model, not a curated record. The transcript has 8 exons.